CUUCCACCUCUCAUGUUACUGGGCCCCAAGGGCCCAACUUCUUCUUCACAGGACAAAAAAAAAAGCAAGGCGAACCUAAACAGUGGACACGUGGCGAAUUGUGAUAUUGCCUUGUCAAGUUCACUCGCUGAUUUAGUUUCCUUUUUUUCACAAAAGAAGCGCCAAUCAAUUUGGAUCCAAUUAUCUCCAUCUUCGCUCUCUCGUCUUGUCUUCGGUGGUGAUAGCAUAGUCAUGGAACGGCUACAUGCUUCUGCUCGCCUUAUGAUAGUUUCUGAUCUUGAUCAUACGAUGGUUGAUCAUCGUGAUCCUGAGAACAUCUCUCUUCUUCGGUUUAAUGCCUUAUGGGAAGCUAAUUAUCGCCAUGAUUGUCUGCUUGUUUUCUCCACUGGGAGGUCCCCUACACUUUACAAACAGUUGAGGAAAGAGAAACCUAUGCUAACCCCAGAUAUUACCAUAAUGUCUGUGGGAACAGAGAUAACGUAUGGUAACUCAAUGGUGCCAGACAAUGGUUGGGUUGAGUUUCUAAAUCAGAAAUGGGAUAAGAACGUAGUCAAAGAGGAAGCAAGCAAAUUUUCUGAACUUACUCUUCAGUCUGAGACAGAACAACGACCGCACAAGGUUAGCUUCUAUGUGGAUAAAGAUAAGGCCCAGGCUGUGAUGAAGGGACUUUCAGAGCUAUUAGAAAAAUGUGGGUUGGAUGUUAAAAUAAUAUAUAGUGGAGGAAUAGAUCUGGAUAUAUUACCCCAGGGUGCAGGCAAAGGUCAAGCUCUUGCAUAUUUGCAUAAGAAAUUUAGGACUGAGGGGAAACUACCAACUAACACUCUUGUUUGCGGCGACUCUGGAAAUGAUGCUGAACUAUUUAGCAUUCCUGAAGUAUAUGGUGUCAUGGUUAGCAAUGCUCAAGAAGAAUUGCUGCACUGGCACGCUGACAAUGCCAAGAAUAACAAAAAAAUAAUCCAUGCAACUGAGAGAUGUGCUGCUGGGAUCAUACAAGCAAUUGGUCAUUUUGGUCUUGGUCCAAAUACCUCUUUAAGAGACAUUGGAGACCUAUCUGACCAUAAACUCGAGAAAUUUAACCCUGGUCAUGAAGUAGUUAAAUUUUACUUGUUCUACGAGAGAUGGAGGCGUGCAGAGGUUGAUAAUUCUGAGAUGUAUUUGGCAGCUCUCGGAGCUUCUUGUUGUGUAUCUGGUGUUCUUGUCCAUCCAUGCGGUUUUGAGCUGUCUCUUCAGGAAUGCAUAAAUAAAAUGAGAAGUUUCUAUGGAGACAAACAAGGACAGAAGUUCCAGGUCUGGGUGGAUCGUGUACUUCCUACACAAAUUGGUUCAGAUACGUGGAUGGUUAAAUUUGAUAAGUGGGAAUUAUCGGGUGAGGAGCGCCAUUGUUGCAUGACUACCGCUAUAGUUAGUUCAAAGGCAGACAAUUUCACUUGGAAGCACGUGCAUCAGACAUGGCUGCAAGGAUCAGGAACAAAAGAGGGUGCAAGCUGGCUCUUCUAGAUUGUGACGACUGAUCAACUUCAACAGUUCCCAAAUAAUGGCUAAUCUUUCACUUUACAUACUUCGCAGGGUCAUAAAUAUUCAUCCACUUCGUGUACAAGGCUCUGCAUCGUUCCAGUUUUAUCGGAUAUUCCCAAAGGGACAUGUAACACAUUGUUGAUUAUUCUUGUUCUGGUCUUUUUAAAUGCAGCAGGAUGACAUUGAUUUUUCCCCAUGUCCUUACAAGCAACACUCCAGCAAAGCUAAGAAUCAGAUUCUCUCCUCUGAUCUGGACAGCUGAACAGGUACAUAUUACCUAAUCAGAUGAUGUUUUGGGUUUAAUUUUCGUGGGUAAGUGGCAUUACCCUAUAAGCUGCAAGUGAACUAAGGGAGGGAAGGAGCUCUUCCAUGGAAGAAAAAGUUGGAGGUGCACAAACAUACAUCCAUGAGUAGCAUAGAGCCAUCGAUAUACAGCACGAGCGCACUAACCAAAACCUCCCAAGUUGCAGCUCGACAUUCCAACCUAAAUUGCCACGCGGCAAAUCGCACCUCUCCCGCUUCAGGUGACACGUGUGAUAAGGAGACAUCAAAUCUAGGGAUUUAAAAUUCAAAAGUUCCCCCCCUUCUUUAAUCAUUAUGUAUGCCGUCCUUGUCCAUUUCCAAACUUGUUUCACACACUCCCUAAAAGGUAAAAGGCCCAAUCAAUACAAACCCACCCCACACCACUUUUAUUAAAUCCAAUCUUCCCCCACCCUCCUCUCUCUCUCUCUCUCUCUCUGUCUGUGCUCCGAGAUUCUCUCCAACACUCCUGUGCGAUCGCAACAGGGUGCGGCUGCGGUUGAUCGAUCGAUCGAUGGCUCUGAGACUGGUUUACGGCGUCAUGUUCCUGUCUGUCUCGUGCGCAUGUUUCAAGCUUCUCCAUCUAUUUCUUCACCCAGUCUUCUAUCUCACCUCCUGAGAAUGAAUUGAUUCAUGUUAUUUUGCAAUGGAUCGAAACUUGAUCUACUGUCGAAUUGAACUUCUGUGUUGAGUGAUUGGUCCUUUUUUUUUUUUGCGAUGUCUAUCACUUUACAGAUCUGAAUUCGUUUGUCGUUUUGAUUCCGAUCUUGUUUUCUGUUUAUCAAUUUGAAAUGGAAAUUUCAGAUUUAAUAUAAUAUAUUAUCAGAUCUAGGUUUUUGGUUUUA
Tripterygium wilfordii is the source of this 2660-nucleotide messenger RNA. Its product is annotated as sucrose-phosphatase 2-like. Gene Ontology annotation, biological process: sucrose biosynthetic process. The transcript has 9 exons. Gene Ontology annotation, molecular function: magnesium ion binding; sucrose-phosphate phosphatase activity. Bases 13 to 1497 code for a protein of 494 amino acids. The record is from RefSeq and is a predicted model, not a curated record. NCBI's taxonomy places the organism in Eukaryota, Viridiplantae, Streptophyta, Magnoliopsida, Celastrales, Celastraceae.